This is a messenger RNA of Porites lobata, 15244 nucleotides long. NCBI's taxonomy places the organism in Eukaryota, Metazoa, Cnidaria, Anthozoa, Scleractinia, Poritidae. The record is from the annotation of a GenBank genome assembly.
AACAAAAUGGCGGCACCCACCAGAAGGAAAGGUAAGGGUUUUGUACUUUCCCGGAAACUCAUGCGUUUUAGAGCAUUUUUCUGAUUAUAUGUUUCAACCAUUAUUUAGGGUAUCGUCCAACCGAACGUGAUUUGAAUUCGCCAUGGAGAAGGUAAGUUAAAGUCACAACAUCAUGUAGAUCACUCAGAGCUCUGUGACUUCUCUUACUAGUAGCUGCCGUCCGUAGCUCUGAAAGUUUCAUUUUUAAACUUAAAAGUGAAUUUCUCUUUUACUCGUUUGGGUGGGAAAACAACGAUUCAUGUACUUGUGAUUUUAUAAGAUAAUAAUACAUAUAUUAACGCAUAAAAUGAACAAAAAAUCUACGUAUAAUCAAUAGCUUCACUUUUCCUAGGAGUUAGUGCUCAAUGCAUAAAAAUAUGCAGAGCGAAAUACAAGUGAAAGCUACGCGUAGAAAGCUAUUAUUUUUUGAGAUUUUUCUCUCGCAAGCAGUUCGAUGCUUGUUAAGUGUAACGGUAAGAUUUCCGCACAACCCGAUACAUUUAUUAUAAAUACAAAAAUUUCAUACUAUUUCACAUAAAUAGUUAAUAUGAAAAGAGUCGAAACAUGUAUGCAGAAUAAAUGGGCUGCUAGUUGUUUAAAAACUCUCUUCAUCAAUUUUUAUUCAGCAGGGCAAGUAAUCAACCGAAAUCAACUCUUCUAGGCACAGGGCUCACCAUUGUCUUUCACUGUUUAUUCUUUCCGAUAAUUAUAACUUUUGUCUGUCCCUUAGAAAAUUUUAUUAUAGAUACUUCUGGUUUGAAUUGCUAAUACCGUAAAGGGGCUCUGUCAUGUUGGCUGGUUAGGGGUGACGAAUGGUAAAAUCCGAGCCUUGCCGAGACGCCGAGACCCUAGUUUAAAAAUCCGAGCCCAAGACUUAGCGCUAAAAAAAUCCGAGCCAGAGACGCAGUGAUCCAAAAAUCCGAGCCCGAGAUGCACUUGAUCCGAAAAUACGAGAUACAGCGCUCUGAGCUUUUGUGGGCAUCACAACAAAUAUUUUUCCACUCAUCCCAAAACAUUGGUUUUGUAUUAAAACCAUUAACUUAUCUAGUCUACCAGUCAGAGAAAUAAAAUUAAACGUAUUAAGUAACGCAUUACUGCUUAUAGUCUACUUAUUAACCUGGUUAGUUACUUUAUAAACUAGUUAAACUAAUGAUUCGACAUUCUGCCUGGUUUAAAAUUCACACGCCUUCUGAUAGCUUCUGAUCUCUUGAUCUGUCGGCUUCUGGCACGCGUAAAUCUGCGAACGAUCGGCUUUCGACUAGCUACUACUGCAAAUGGCAGAGAGUGAAGAGGAAAUAGAAGAGGGUUUUGAAGCAACGAAAGGAAUUAAACGCAAAUACGGUAAGUUAUAAGAUCGUCUUACGAUGCGUUUUGUUUGAUUCGUGUAUCGCAAAGCUUGCUAUUUGUGUCAGCCAUGUUAAGCUAUGUUAGUUAAGCUUAGUAGACUCUUAGUUAGCUUUAGUUCAUGUUGUAGUGUUGUACUUCGGACUAUAUCUGGCAACAAGCCACAGUAGCUCAGUUCCUGGAGCGUUAUUUUACCAUGCAAGCAGGCUUUCGGUGAAUGACUUCACAACCUUAUACCAGUCUUACACUGUGAAGAGAUUGGGAUAGAAGGACAAUGGACAGACGGAUAGACUGUUCUAUUUGUUAGCUUUUGUUGUGGAAAGGACUAAAAAAAUAUAUUUUACGUUUUCGCUGAACACCUACUGAGUGAAAAACUCCUUGCGGUGUGUUGACAUGUAGCUACAUGUGACACCCUAAAGAAAGCUAAAGUAGGUCAAUGAGUGUUAGCUAGUGUUAGAAUUCCGUAACUUUCUCGCCGGCUCCCGUGUGAUUCUUAGCUAUUUAAACUUAUUCAGCAUCUUGCGGCUUUCACACGCGUAUAUCUGCAUGGACCCCAAACAAACCCCGGCAGGGGUAAAUUUCUUGAUUUCUCGUUUCGGAUAAGCUUGCGGAUAAAAAAUUGAACGUCCCAUUGGCGAGAUUUCGAGAUCCAAAUUUUCAAAAUCCGAGACUCCGAGAUCCAAAUUUUCAAAAUCCGAGACUCCGAGACCGUCAUAUUUCUGGGAAAUCCGAGAUUCCGAGACGCUUUUUUUAAGCGCCGAGAUUACGAGACUCGGCUUAAAUUUGCCGAGACUCAACAUUUUUGAAAGGCCAUUCGUCACCCCUCUGGUUGAUAAUAGAGAGUUUGGAAAUUGAGUAAUUUUAAUUUUCAGUGGACAAAAACCUUUAAACAAUGUUGCCCUUCUUUUUUUAUAUUUUUCAAGAGCUAAAGAUGUAAUAAAUCAUCUCUAGUAACACCAAAGAAAAUUUCUCAUGGAAGUCCGAGAACAAGAAUGUCAAAUUUCACAAGAAUUGUGAUUCCACAGGUAAAAUUCUGAAAAUUUCAUUGGUAAGAUGUAAUUUUGUGAAAUUUGACAUUCAUUUUCUUGGCUCCAUAGGAAAUUUUUUUUGGUGUUACUACAGAUGAUUUAUUACAUCUUUAGCCCUUGAAAAAUGUAAGAAAGGAUGCAAUAUGCUUUAAAUCAUCCUGGUACAAGAUUUUUGUCCACUGAAAAUCAAAAUAAUUUAUUACUCAAUGUCCUGGUGGAUUCUGUCUUAAGAUUCAUGUAUACGGCAAAUGGCAAACAUCAGAUUCAAGUUGAGAAUUUCUCAAAAUAGAAAAUGAGCAGAUAGAAACAGCUCAAAACAACAACAAGUUUUCAAAACCCACAAUUGUGAUCUGUUUCAAUGUCGUUCACAUUUGCCCAUCUGUUCCUCCUUUUGUAUGUGUUAUCUGUUUUCUUUGCUUUUCAUGUUUUGACAAGUUAUUUCUAUGUUUCACUCAGUUUGGUGGCAGCUCCUCACUGUUUAAAUUUUGAUAAAUUUCAUAACACAACUCCUUUAACUCAGUGCAUCAUAAUUUAUUACCUGUUAGCCAUGGGGUUCCAAAUAUAAAUUUGUUUCAGUUAAAGUUUCUCCUGGUUAAUUGUGGUAAAGUUUAGAGUUACUUUGCAAACGAGCUGUUGCAAAACUCAAAUGCUUGUGCUAAAGAACAAUAUAUUUCAUUAAUAAUGACUGUUUAGUAGUAGAUUUGUUGUAUUUACGUUUGAUCUUUGUGAUCUUUUCUCCUUUGUCAGUCAUUCUUAACCCUCGGACGUACAAGGAGGUAGUGGGGGGGGGAGUGGAUGCUACCCCCUAAGCUUUUUUUGAGUUUUUUCCUAGAGGAUACAACAUCAGCACCUGACAUUCUCAGUAGCUGUUUGUUCAUCCCUUAUCCACAUUCUGUUACAAGUUUGGUGAUGGUCAGUUGCUAUGGUCAUGAGAUAUGAUGUCAUAAGUAGCUCGUGGUCAAGCCAUUUUUGGGAGAAAAUACCUUCUUUUAACUUCUUUCAACAAUAAAAGUAAAUCUUGUGGCUAUAAUCAUGCAAAGUGCUUAUUUAUGAGUUAUUUUUCAUUUAAAGCUCAAAAAAUUACUAGUUCUCGCGGUUUUAACCUGAUUUCUAAUUCUUGGUAAAUUCCAAGAGGGUGGCCAAGAUGGUGACCAUUGUUGGUCACAGGCCUCCAGCAGCACCAUCACCCAUAAAAUAUACCUCAUCUUGUUAAGAGGAUCAAAGGCUUUCCACUAAAGGUAAAAUCAUCUUGAAAUACUGCAACAUAACACUGGGGAGGGGUUCCAUCCACCCCCCCCACGUACCACGGUGGGGGUAUGAAUUUGCGUGUACGUCCGAGGGUCAGACAAUAGCUUAAACAGCAUACCAUAUUUUAUUUGAUUAAGCACCCAACAUUGAAUUAACACCCGCCUCAAAUAAGCACUCAUCCUUGGAGAGGGAAAGUUAAUAGGGCCCGACCUCAAUUAAAUGUCCAACCCCCACCCCCCACCCCCCACCCAUUACCCUCUCUCCUACCAAAAAAACUAAAAGGGACAAGAAGAGUAUUGGCUGUCAUUUCUUUACUGCCCCAUCUGCUUCUCAUUGACUGACCCAUUUGCAGUGGUUACACUGUGAGACAUUACGAUGGAACACCAGAUAGUUCGCUUGAAGAAAUUGACUACUAUAGGUACAGUACCUUGUAUAGAUCCCCAAAGUCCGAUUGUUUAGUCUUUUUAUUGAAACAAACUUUCAAUGAACAGUUUACAGUCUGUUAAUGGUCAUUUUGAAAUGUUACACUCUCUUUUUCAUUAAUUUCCUUUAUCUGAAAGUCAUUUUCCAUUAAAUUGACAUUAAUUUAAGUUGUGUUAACUUCCAAUCUACGUUAAUUUCAUAGAGCAAUAAUUUCCUAUAAUUAGAUAUGUACAUCUCUUGCUCCUUUUCUAGAUCUAAUUCUCCAGCAUCAACACUUGUGAAUGGCAAUGCAUACUCACCACACAUGCCACGCAAGAGAGAAUCAUCUGCAUCACCAAUCGACCAGGAGUACAAGAAGAAUGUAGAUGUUUUGAAAAGAGGUGGGUGCUGUAGAAUGCAGGUCUUACUAUGUGAAUGCAAGGACAUAUUCAGGGAAGACUUCAAGUUGGCUUUACGAUCCCUACCCAGGGCUGUGCUCUAGCAGAGCCCAGUGGCCCCUGGUGCCUAACUUUUGCCCUUGGGUGACUACAAAAUCUCAGGUUUUUCAUACAAAUCAUAUGCUGGGCACCCUAGAUUUUACAGUUUCAGAGCACUGGGCUCCCUUCAAUUUUCCUUAGAGCACAUUCUUGCUCCUUCUUCUUGUUUAAAAUGAUGUGGGGAGCUAAUUGAGUUUCAAAUUAAUGUCAGUGAAAACAUACCAUGGCUGUUCUAUUGUUGGUUUUCACAUGACGUCACAAAAAUUCAAACUAAAAAACUAUUGAUCCUAAAAUAUUAUAUUUGGAGGGGCUUAUACAUGGAGGGGCUUUUUUUCAGAAUUUUACCUUAUUUUAUUUCAAAGAAUUUCUAUAUAUUGGAGUCCAGUGAGUGCCAAAACAAGUGAUUUCUACAGUUUAUUUCAUUUAAUAUUCUUAUUCCGGACUACAGUCAAUCACUCGUACCCUUAGUCAAUUUGUCUUGAAGGUAGUCAAAUGUUCUUGGAGUGGACAUUGAAAAAAAACUUCUUAAUGGUGUGUUGGAGUAAACUGAAAAAUAAAUCGCUAGAAAAUUUCGUAUCUCAUAAUUCUGCAGCAAAUGGAAAAGAAAUAUACAGAGUAGUUUUCCUUGCAUAUUUUUUAGCUUUCUAGGUUCCUGCUUUCAAAAGAGUCUUCUUUGUGGCUCUGCCCUUCAGUGCAAACUGUUGUUCCUAUUUUCAGUUCACCCUGCAGGGAUCAAAAUAUUGUCAACUGCAGUUACAUUUUGAGGGAGGUGUAGUUUAGUCAGUUUAUAGUACAUGUAAUAUAAUAAUUAUUGUGUUUUCUUAAAAGAUGUUGCCAUAGGUGAAUCAAGUUUUAUCAAGAUUUAUUUGUAAUUAAAUCUUAUUUCCUCCAGAAUGGGCAAAAUUGGAGGCAGAAAGGAAUAGACAGAAAGGUAUGAAUGCACCAAAACUACAGUACAUGUACAACAUUAAAUAGCUCCUCAUGGUUGGCCUCCAGCCAGUUGGGAUUGUUAACCUUGUUGGCCAUAAUGGAAUAAUAGAAAGUCAGUUUUCUUUUUAACAUUUCUCAUGGUUCGCAACAACAAAAAUGAAAGGACUACAUCAAAACUCAAAAUUAACAACUGAGCCCCCAUGCCAAAGGAACCAGGCACCCAUCACACUGAUUAACAGUGGCAGAAUUAAGGGGGGGGAGGGAUGGGGUAAAAGAAUGAUCCAAAGGCUAAAUGAAGAGAAUUGCCGCCACAAAAACACUGUACUGAGCACAUGGAGGUGAUGCAAGCAAGGCUGACCGCGCUUGAGCCAAACGACCAACCGCUGACCACGCUCAUGCUCCUUGUUGUUAACUCUAGAUCUGUUAAAUAAAUAUUUAUUUAACCUCAUCAUAAUCCUAAAUUUGCAGUUAGAAUUUCCAACUAUUUGUAUUUUACAAUCUACACUAAAUGUCAGAUCCUGAGGGAAACAGUUAGUUUUGUUUUCCCGAGAGUCCUGGGACUCAAGGGAAAAGAAAACGAACUGGUUUCCUGAGGGACCUAGCAUUAAGUGUUUUGUUAUAUUUCUAGACUUUACCUUCAACAGCAACAAAAGAAUAACCGGAGAGAAUCAAAACAGUUGACUCAGUUCUUAUAAGAACACAAAUUUAGUUCUCAAAACCAUUGAACGAAUGUUUAGCAAAGCACUUUUCCUUAUUUUAUCUGCAUCUUUUUCCACCAGUAGCUGCUGUUUCUCUUUAGGGAUAACUUUGAAAAUCUUUGCAUUUUAGCUUGAGGCUUCAUGUUUGUGUUGUGGACUCUCAUUGUGUUCAUCCCUGAAAGUGAAAACUGGCAGUGUUUUUCCCGCCUUCUGUCACGCCACUUUCCACCAUGCUUUGAUCUUGUUGUAAUGUAUCCCAAGUGGGUUACAAUUGCUCAAAUGUAUCAUGAUUGGGAUAUAUUUGAUUUUAGUCAAGGCCAUGUGACCAAGAAUCAACCAACGGCAGUCCCUGUUUAGUUGAGUGAAAGUCUAGGAAUAUAAAAAUAUCAGUUAAACUCAUCACCAAUAGAUGAGCUUGAGCAGUGAUGCCUACAAGGAUGGUGGCACCACCAGGCACCAUCACACUGAGAACCUCAGUGGAGAAAUCUGCAGACACUUACCAGAAGACAUCCAAAGGAAAGGGAGGGCUGGGAACAAAAACAGCUAAAGCUACCGCAAGCAAAAGCAAAGUGAGCGAAAGCGCUGUAAAAAUUUUACUAAAGCCGUGCUAAAGCCCAACACCACCCCACCUACGAUUAGUGAUGGAGACUGUUGGUCAGCAUUGUCUCAUGUUUAACCUCAUCUAAAUUACAUUUGGCUUUUAGUGUAGAUGGAUAUACACUGGUGACAAACUGAUGGGUUAGCUUGUCAAUGGACUAGCGUCCCAUUCGGGGAUGAAUGGCAUAACUUCAUGUGACCAAACUUGGGUUAGGCUUUGGUCAUGUGUGCCUCAUGGCUUACACUCCCCGUUACAUUAACACUGUAACUUUUAUUUGUACCCUUUACUUUAAGUCAUGUAUCAAAAUAAAUGAUCCAUUCAAACAUACUGUAUACAUGACAUUUUUGUGCUCUGGCAGGGUUAAACCUGUACAUUAAAGAACAGAGAACCAAUUGCAUGUAAGAGAGUUCUAGUUGAAGUAUAUUGCACUUUCAAGCCUGGAAUCAAUAACUAACUGUGGGUAAAUAAGUAGUAAUAAAAUUAUUCUUACCUAUUAUAUAAAAUGAUUGCAUUUUUUUCCUCAUUUGUAGAGACAGUAACUGUAACAGAAUAUGCUCCACGAGAAAUGGUUGUGCAAGGUAUGUUUGAAUUCUGAAGUGUUAUGUGCUUUAUUUGCACCUGACCUCUGUGCACAUUUAAUGUAUCGGUCAAAUCGAAGCUUCAACAUGCCCCCCCCCCGGGCAACCCCCCGGGCAUUUGACUUUUUUGAAAUUUUUUGUUCAAAUUCCCCCCUACCCGGGCCAAGAUGCCGUUCAAAUGCCCCACACUAGGGUCCAUUCAGGUGAUCAAAUGCCCCCACCCCGGGGACAUUUUACAGGCACAAAAAUGACAGAAGGACGGCGGAAACGCCUUCAGUUGUCGAACAAAAUCUUUAUAAAUAUAACAAAAACUGAGAAACACGGUUAGCGUAUUUACUACAAACAAAAGUCUCGUGCAAAGCGGCGGAAAUCGCUGCUACAAGGUCACUGAAUGCUCAGCUUUUCUUCGUCAUGCAACAUACAAAGCGUUGUAUAAAAAAAGAUCCCACCUAUUGAGAUUACUACAUCAUGACCAUUUCACUGACAUGCGUCAUCACUCAUCUUAUUAAUUAACAUACUUACAGUAGGUAAAAGUAGUUGACCUGAGCUUUUUAUUUUAUUUUAUGUUGUUGUAUUGAAUCGCCGGUAUAGGUGUUGUAUUUCAUUGUAAACGCAACAAUAAAAUACAUUCAUACAUUCAAAGCCUGAAUCCAAUAUUAAAAAUUUUAAAAUUUAAAUACUUCAAAUAUGGCACAAAGCUUGUUUAAGCCCUUUCCUCGUAAACAAUUGGCCACAAAGGCACAAUCUUUUCCACGAAAAUCCUCUAACACCGCUUCCCCCAUGAUAGCUCGCCACGCCAAAGAUUUUACAUGAAAUCGAGGGUACAGUUCAAAUUCCCCACCCCUAAAGCAUGGGGAUCAAAUUCCCCACCCCCUAGAAGAGUCUGGUAAUCAAAUUCCCUCCUCCCUGGGACGGCAAAGGUGUCAAAUGCCCGGGGUAUGCCCGGGGGGGGGGCAUGUUGAAGCUUCGAUUUGACCGAUACAUAAUGCUCCCCUUCAGAAUUGGGAACGUUUCCAAGGUUCCUGAAAUAGCGGUUCUAAUUGGUCCAACUAUAAAAUUAAUGCAAUUCUUAUUACCCAUAGGCCAUAGAAGACUAAAAACGUUAACAACAAUUAAUAUUAUUAUUAUUAUUGUUGUUGUUGUUGUUAAUAUUAUAUUUCAAUCAUAAACGUGUGUUUGAAGAUGAAGAAUUGUGAACAUGCUCCCCCAUUUUGAAAGUGAAUUAUCCUGGAGGGGAGAUGUAAAAAUGUGGGCUCUAAGGUCUCAUUUGCAGUGGUGGAUCAAGGGGAGGGGCCCCCCCUUUUUUUUUAGACCAAACGGAGGCAUGUUGAAGCUUCGAUUUGACCGAUACAUAAUGCUCCCCUUCAGAAUUGGGAACGUUUCCAAGGUUCCUGAAAUAGCGGUUCUAAUUGGUCCAACUAUAAAAUUAAUGCAAUUCUUAUUACCCAUAGGCCAUAGAAGACUAAAAACAUUAACAACAAUUAAUAUUAUUAUUAUUAUUGUUGUUGUUGUUGUUAAUAUUAUAUUUCAAUCAUAAACGUGUGUUUGAAGAUGAAGAAUUGUGAACAUGCUCCCCCAUUUUGAAAGUGAAUUAUCCUGGAGGGGAGAUUUAAAAAUGUGGGCUCUAAGGUCUCAUUUGCAGUGGUGGAUCAAGGGGAGGGGCCCCCCCUUUUUUUUUAGACCAAACGGAGGCGUGAAGGGUCUGGAUACCCCCCCGCCUCGUCUGAAGAUCUGGAUCUGCCACUGAUUUGGUUCAUUUGUUCAUUUGGUUUACAACUCCCACCCAUGUCGAGUACUUCAGUGUUAAUCGUUUUAGGCCAUUUCUCUUCCAUCUUUCCUGAUAGUAGAGGAUUUUGUGUCUUGCUCAUGCUUGCAAGAAUUGAUCAUAAAUUAUGAUCACGCCCAUAGCCAUUCUUUUAGCAUAGACAGCAAGAUCUGCGAUUGCCCAUAGCGUAGACAGCUAGAAGGGAAUAUUUGUGGUGACAUUUUUCUGAACAAAUGCUUUUUGUUUAUCUUAAAGUUUAAGUUAAAUCUGCAACGGCAGAGUCAAUCAGGGAUGCUGUAGGAAAUCUGAACUGUAAGCAAAAGCGUCAAGUUUUUUUUUUUUUGUGAAACUCAAACUUCAGUUCAACUUUAUUAGAAAAAUAUUUGCAAAUACAACACAAGAGAACGGUCUGCUUUAAGCAUUACAAUGUAGCUAAUCUACAUUAGGCUGUCAUGAUUUCACUGUGAUAGGUCAUAACACAAGAAACAUUCCUAAAACAUCAUUUUUGCUUUUCACGGUUUUUAUAGAUCGUUUUCACUCGCGUGGACAGUAGCUUUGCAAAUUUAUUGGAAGUACAAAAAAAAGUUUUAAAUAAGGGCUGAAGGUUCAAUAGACCUCUUUACCGAUACGGCGGCCAUAUUGAAUUAAUUCGAUUUAUAGUCAGGUCUCUUAGGGUCAGGAUCGUUACAGAGUUGACAAAAGCACCAAACUUUGCACAGCGAUAGCUUAUUGCAGUACCAUGAAUAUUAGAGGGGGUGCCCACUGCAAAUAUGCCACUGAAGCGUGCUAAACAGGAUUUAAUUAUUGUAAAUUUCACCUGCUGGGGUCCCUGUGGUGUUUUCAUUGAAAAUUGUUAUUUAAUACCUUAAAUCACUCUGAAUUCUAUUCUCAGGCUGUAAACAACAAUUUCACUCGAAUAUCUGGCAUUCCCAUCCAUUUUUGCUCAUUGAUUGUAUAAUUAAGUUGAUUAUUACUGUGCCCUUAAAGCAAGUCCACAGUCCGCCCACAUUUUCAUAAGUCAUUUCUAAGAUGGCCUCGUCUUUGCUUCAUAACUUGCAAGUACUCAGCUUCUGGGGUCUCUUCUCCUUUUCUAAUGUAUUUCAAUUAGAGGAGGCCUUAUUGUGUGGCUUAAGCCUUAUUUAUCAAGUAUUGUCAUUACAUGUCACUUUAAGCUGAAGAAAGCAAACAAAAUUUCAGAAAAAAGAAAUUGUCAAAGAGUCUGUUGUAUCACAUAUUAUCAGGGAUUUAUGACAGCUAUUCAUGAAGAGCAAAUAACGAAAUGAUAGAACCCAAAAAUGUUCUUUCCUAGGGAGGUAAUUAAUUUUUCAGCUUAACAUAGGCCUGGAUGCCUUUCAGUCUCUCUUUAUCCAGUUAUCUGCUGGAAGCAAGUGCAUGUUUUGACAGAGAAGCAAGCACCGUGGCACAAGUCAUGUCAUUUACAAUUUCCGCAGUUUGUAUAAGCUUUACAAAGCAAAAACAAACAAAAAAGAAUCUGGUCUAAUAAACGAAAAAAAGAAACAAGUUAGCCCAAGCUUCAAAAAACAACCCAGUUUAUCAUGAAGCCUGUACAUUUGGCACUGAAGCACUCAUGUCCAAAAAUAAUAACAGCUUAUCAAGUCGUAAAAGUGAGACUCAAGUGGUACAAGAUUGACUCAAAUGAUAAAUGGUGAAUAGUUUAACUGCUGAAACUGUAGAAAGGGGGCCGGGCUAACUCUUAGGGCCUGUUUACAUGGAGGAAGGGGACCCCAGGUAGGAAUGGUAACCCACUUAGGUGGGGUAACCCGCCUGUCCAUAUAAUCUCUCAUUUUAAUUUGAUCACGUUUACAUGAUAGGUGGGGUCACCCUUCAAGGUGGGUAGCCCGGUCUGCCACACCAGGUAACCCUCUCAGCUGAGGUCAAAUUUUGCCAUGUCAACGUUUCAAGGUGAGGAAACCCAGGCUAGUCGCGGUCGGAUUCGAGAUACAUCAAAUUCGCGUAAAAUUCACUUUGGCGCUGGGUGGCUUCACAUAAUUAUUAAAGGUAACAAUAGAAAGCCACAACACUGAAGGUUGCAGCAAGAGCAGCAAUUGAGCGUAGACGUGGUUUACCAGCAUUUUUCUUGUUUACAUGGUUAGUGACCAUUCAUAUAAUCUUGAGAAACUGCACCCCAUUAUGGCGGGGUUGUAAGAUUGCAUGUAAAGGAGGGUUAUUUUUUUACCCCACCUAAGCAGGUUACCUCACCGACCUGGGGUCUCCCACCUUUAUGUUAACAGGCCUUAAGUCUCAGGAACCGUGAAACUGGUAAUAAACGGUAUACCUAACCCGGGACUAGCUGUGAAACUACCGGCCAUCUUCAAGAACGUCAGCAUAGCAGCCAAAGAAGCCAUUAUAUCGGUGUAAAACGAAUAUUAGAUUGCGGUUGUUUCAUGCGUCUUGUUUUGUGACUUUUUCUGUGUUCGUUUUUGUCACCAUCUCUAAAUAUCAAUCAUGUUCAAAACACCCCUACUAACAAAAUAUUUCGUAAAGCUCUUUAGAAUGAUAUUCAGCAAUAAAAACAAGGUGUGACCAGGAGCCGAUUUCUAGGCUCCUGGUGUGGCAACAUAGGCAUAAGUGAAUGCAAAGUUUUGCAGUAUGUAAUCUGUCAAAAAUCUGUUUGAGUGGUCAAAGUUGGGGCUGAUGGGCUUCUUUAUCAUGACCACUCCAUUAUUAUAAGGGACCAGGCCAUAAUUAUUGUUGACCCUUGCUUUUUUGGUAUUUUAUGUGAUUUUCCACAGCAUUAUUUUGUGAAAAGUUGGUAACUGAAUUGCUCUUGAGGAAUUCAUGAUCGUAAGAUUUCGUAACCACGGCGUAUUCGCCUAAUUGCAUCAAACAAAUUACAUUCAUUUUCAUAAAUGAUGCAUCAUUGGUUGGAUAAAAGAGGCCUUGUUCCUGUAAAUUUCAGCUCUUCUGAAGUUAGUUUGUUUGUAAAUUGUAACGCACGCGACGACCUUCCUUUUUUUUGAAAGAUCGUAUAGACCUACCAUUAACACUCUGGUCCAAGGGCUCUGAAGUGAAUGAGCCGCUUACAGGUGUAUAGGCAUGCAGGGACCUCAUACACUUCUUUUUAAAUGCAAAUGUGCAAAAAAUAAAGAGUGUUAAAAAUUCCUGGAGAGGCAUGUUUUACAACCUCGUCCCCAGGGCUUAAUAAAAAGGUAGAAAAAGGUAAAGCGACCAUAUUUUACAUCAAUAACUCGUGACAGUAAUAAUAAGUGAUAAACUUGAGGUCGACGGUGCGCUCCUUUUACCCCCCUCUCUCCAUUAAUUCUCCGUUUUAAGGGUAUUUAAAGCUAGUCAAAGCUACACAGAAAAAAGAGAAGUUGAAAUAAGGAGGUGUUGACACCGGGCUCGAACUCAGGACCUCUCGUCCCGAAGGCUGCGCACUAACCAACUGUGCCACCCUUGCUCCUCCUUUUCCCCCUUAGGACGAGGUUGACAUGUUUUAAUCAUUAUCUCAAGGACAGGGUUACCAACGAAUCUAAUCUUAGCUGCACAAUUACAAAGUGGGCGCGUUGUCAGUUACGGUUCAUGAAGUUGUUCAUGUGGCAUGUCAAACUUUAACGAUUCUAUCGUUUAGGAUGUGAUACAUUUGAGUUUUAGGUUAUUGUAUGACAUCUUUGAAAGCUGGCUUUGUGAUCUGUUUAAGUUGAUAUGUAAUGAUAUUAUCACUGGCAAGUCUUAGCAGUGACACUGAUAGCCGUACAGUCCGCACAAUGAACAUGGCCACACUUACCGUGUGGAGACUGGGCACUAGUCAGUAUUAUGUACAUGUAACACUAUUUUGAAUAGUGUAACAACAACUAAACAUUACCAAAUUAAAAACUUAAAAAUUUGCAACAAAUGUUUUUUAGCCAAAUCAAACAAGAAGAGUACUCACCACAGGGCACCCAAUCUACUAUUAUAGGUGAAAGUUGACCCCCCCUUUUAUCUGUAAUUAGGACCAUUUGUAACGGGCACCCCCUCCAGUAUUAAUCGGUAGGUGCUAAGGAAGCUAUGUGCCAAAUUUGACACUUUUGUCACGUCUGUAACGAUCCGGCCUAUAUUUUGCACUAAGAGACCUGACUAUUAAGGAGUAUUAUAGGAUGCCCAGGGGGCAUGAGCACAUUUCGUUUGUAUUUUGGAGUGCUUUUCGGGACAUUUGUUCUUAAAGUUUUGUUAGAAUAAGAUUGUUAUGGAAAAAAAGAUCCCUGUGCCUUGUUUGGAUGUGAUAAUGAUCGCCUUUUUCCCGAGAACUAUACAGUGAAAGACAAUAUUUCUAAUACUAAACUAGAAAGAGGCUAUCAUUCUUACAUCCAAACACGGCACAAGGAUCUUCUCUCUCAUUACAAUCUUAUUCUAAGAAAACUUUAAGAAAAAAUGUCCCGAAAAGCGCUCAAAAAUACAAACGAAAUGUGCUCAUGUCCCCAGGGCAUCCUAUAAUACUCCUUAAAUCGAAUUAAUUCAAUAUCGGCACCGUAUCGGUAAAAAGGUCUAUUCCCACAGGAUUGGUUUGGGACACCAACAUGGCCGCCAUUCCAUUGUUUUGGAACACCAAUAUGGCCGCCGUGGCGUCCUGCAAAAACACUCUAUUAGUUGGACUGAAGACUGCGGUGAAAAGUAAUGUGACCGCAUAUUUUUUUCCAUUUUUUUCAGAUUUUCAGCCAUUUGAUUUGGAUUCAUUCCUUGAAGGUCUUCACCAGCGCCAGCAACAAGAGCAACAGGAUCAAUAGCGCACAAAAUAACAAUAGUCAGAAGUUGACAUUUUAUUAAAUGUAGUAGAUAUUGCCUCAGAUACAUGAAGAUAUCUACAGUAAAACCAGUAUUUAAAGUUUCCAUAUUGAGCGGAGUACAGUCUUGUGUUAAGUGGACACAGUGAGGCUCAAGCGUAAUAUGUACCGCAAGAUGCUUGACAAGCGUAAACUUUAUUACUUUACACCAGGGGUAAUUUUAAUAAAACUUUUACAAGUGUAAUUUACAAUUUGUUUUUAGGGUCCGAAGACAAUAGCUACUUUUGUAAAUUAGACUUAUGAAAGUUUUAUUUAAUUGACCCCAGGUCUUAUAUUAUGAACUGCAGUUUAGGUAGUACUUGUAGUUACUAGAACAAACACCCAUUUCUCACUAACUUGACCACGCCUGGUGUUAUUUAAAGAACUUUAUUAUAUAGACACGAGUGUUUUACUGGAAAAUAUACCACUCGUAAAAUUCAUAAAAACUACAUCCGGGACCCGACUGGUUUAUUUUCCAUAAUCUCACACGUGAGUUUAUCGAUGACGUAAUUUCGGUAAUUUCCCUUUAUUAUUUUAUCGAUGUGUUUUUGUCUAUAUAAUAAAAAGAACAUUACACGGCGGCUUGAAGAUAUGAAUUUUAUUUUCUCGUGGCAAAAACAAUAUUUUAGUCACUCGCUGCGCUCGGUCGUAAAAUAUUGUUUUGCCACUCGAAAACAAAAUUCAUAUCUUCGCGCCACCGUGUAAUAUCCUCUAUAUAAUCAGCAUAAGGUGAUUUUUUGUUUGUUCUGCUCUGAUCCAAGAUCUGAUUUGCUCUUUUGUGUAAUUAUGAUUAGAGACCUUUAGAUUCGAGAACGACAACGACUGCGAGGACGAGAAUUAACUUAAGGUUUUUGCGUAUUCUCAUAGAAUAGACACCCCGAAAAGCUUCGUUGUACUCUUGAAACGUUAUCACAGAUAUUCUCCCGAUCGCGCAAAAAGGUAUUCGUUGUAACAUUAAAUAACUUGUUUGCACCACAACGAUAUUCGCGCUAAAAACCGUAUUAGAAUGACUACGGCUAUCACGUUUUCCCGCCAAAAUGACAGUGGUUCACGCGCGCGCACUACUUAAUAUUGUAGAAAUCUCGUUCUCUUAAUCGUCCUCAUCUGAGAAUCUAAAGGUUUUCUUGUCCUUUACUCUUCACCUAAGGAAAACUACCGUAAACGUCCGAUUAUAAGCCCUGGGCUUAUACAACUUCGUAAGGGGUUUCUGGAGGGUUUAUAAAGGGAGGAGCUUACCGUAAAAUCCCACUUUAAAGCCCUCCGGAUGUAAGCCCAUCCAUUUUCUAACGAAGAUAUUAUCCUGGAUAUAACUACCCCCCCCCCCUCCCGUUUAUAAGCCCAUCUAGUGUAUACGUGC